Anthonomus grandis grandis is the source of this 2138-nucleotide messenger RNA. RefSeq names its product 3-hydroxyacyl-CoA dehydrogenase type-2-like. The record is from RefSeq and is a predicted model, not a curated record. The coding region runs from base 118 to 864 and encodes 248 amino acids. NCBI's taxonomy places the organism in Eukaryota, Metazoa, Arthropoda, Insecta, Coleoptera, Curculionidae. The transcript has 6 exons.
UAUCUUUAUCAGUCUAAGUUUUAUUUAUGGUGAGAUAUGAAUAUACGUGUAGUAAAAAAUUUCAUUCUAAAUUUUCUAUGUGAUACAGGUUAGAAUUUGUGUACGUGUUCAACGUCAAUGUUAAUAAAAAAUUCAGUAUUCUUGGUUACCGGGGGUGCAUCUGACCAAUAUGGAAUAGCUGCAGUUGAAGCAUUACUUAAAGAAGGAGGAAAAGUAAUAAUAUGUGAUUUUCCAACAAAAGAUUUACAUAUUUAUGGCGAUGACAAGGCGAUUUUUUUACCCAUAAAUAUAAUGGAUGAAAAUGAUAUAAAAACAUUAAAUGAAAUUAUAGUAGAAAAGUAUGGAAGAUUAGAUGGUGUAAUCAACUGCAUUGAUCAACAAAAGUUUGGACUUGCAUACGAUUUUAAUAAAAUGGAGCCUCAGGAUCUCAAAGAAUUCACGGAAGUGGUCCAUGAAAAUGUUUUAGGGCCAUUUAACGUAAUACGAUUAACAAUACCGCUGAUGUCUAAAAACAUACCAAAAAAAGGAAGCGGUCGUGGUAUAAUUAUAAACAUGUCUAACGCGGCAGCUUUUGAUGGAGUUAAGGGAUCUAUUGCUUAUGCAGCUAGUAAAGCUGCUGUAAUAAAAAUGACUGAGUCACUUAGUUAUGAACUGCAAGGAAUUCAAAUUAGAUGUGUUUCUAUUGUUACAAGCUCAGGUGGUAGCGACACAUUGGACGAAUUCGAUGGAAUUCCUGAGGAUUCAACUAAAGCAGCUAAUGUAAUUUCCGAACCACAGAAGUUUGCAGAUCUCAUAAAAACUGUUAUUAAAAAUCCGGCUAUGAACUUGCCAAUGAUGAUGCUAAAUAACUUUAAUACGAGUUAAAUUGGAAGUUAGAGGAGGCAAUUUGUUAUGCUGCACAAACCUAUAUUCUGUACGUUUCCUUUUUACCAGAGAUGCCAAGUAUAGACAGUAAUGGAAAAUUAAUAUUAAAAAUUCUUGCUUAAAAACCGCUGGCAAAAUAAUUCAAACAGAACACUUUGUCCAACCAUUUUACCCCAGAAUUCAUUCUACCCCCAAUCGUCAGACGAAAACACUAACUAUCAAAGCACUUAGAGAGACUAGGUUGUACCAGGUGAUUUAUUAAGGGUGUCACAGGGUAGCAUAUUUCAGAGCCUGUAUAUUAUGUAGGUAACAUAAAUGUACAUGGAUGUAGCCACAUUUUCUAACUAUAAUUUUUUUGUAGUAGACCUGAGGAAGUUUUGGACUUUAACUUAUCGGUAUGAAGGUAGAAUGUGGCGGAGCCACGAACUUAUAAAUAUUUUUAAGUUCGUGGGCGAAGCGGAAUAGUCUGCAAGAAACAAGCCAAGACUCAUGGUUUUCUUCCAAUUUAAAGUUCCUAGGUAAUUUUAUAGUAUUUGUAGUUUUUUUUGAGUCAUGGGUUGAUAAAUUAUCUUACAAACGUGCCAACAUCGAAUCAUCGUGCAACUGCGGAAUAGGAGAGAGGUAAAUUUCAGGUUAAGAUGCAUCUUGGAUGUAUUAUCAUUUUUCAGGGUAUAAUUAUAGAUUAAAUACUAUUUUGGACCUAUCUAUGUCCCUGUUCUCAUUUUAACAUUUUUUUUACAAUUCAGUUUUAAUUCUUGGACUUCCAUUGGAAAAACGUCUAGUAUUUUAUUUUCCUUGUCUUUAUCUACAUUAAGAUACUCAUGAAAAUGUACUUUAUGCACUAGUUUGUAUAUUAGGAAUUGCCCAGACAGUCACAGAAAUCAUAGAUUUCUUUAAAUUUCCAUUAAAUCCAUCCUUACAAAAAUCUUGGAGGAAGAUCUGUCAUGUAAGUCUGACUAAAAAUGUCACCAAUUAUCGAGUUUGCUCCAAACACUUUUCCGGUUCUGAUUUUAAUAACCCUGAUAAUCCUGUGCGACUUAGAUAGAAUGCUGGAGUAGAAAUGAUAUUCAGUAAAUUCGGAUGGAGUAGAAAUACACCUAUUUGUUCAGUUUAAAGAAAAUGAUGACAUGCAGAUUGACAUAUCCUUCUCAAAAACUGAUUUUCCUAACCGACUUAAUCUAGACUACCUAUCUACCGACUAAUAAGUGUUGGUCAUUCUAAAAAACAGAAAAAGUGUUGACAAUCUAAAAUGCUUUCAAAAUAAACAAAAAUCU